Messenger RNA from Mya arenaria, 453 nucleotides. Its product is annotated as UPF0462 protein C4orf33 homolog. The transcript has 4 exons. The coding region runs from base 1 to 453 and encodes 150 amino acids. The record is from RefSeq and is a predicted model, not a curated record. Lineage: Eukaryota; Metazoa; Mollusca; Bivalvia; Myida; Myidae.
AUGGCGAAACAUCUUGCGGUGUCUCGGGCGCCGCCUGGCACAAUUCAAACAGAAAAUGAAACGAUACAGCGCGAAGAUCUCUUCUUCCCUCAAGUCCUCCAGAGGAAGAUUAUCCGUACCUACAACAUACAAACCACGUGGGACGGGCAACCAAUUAACCACGACCCCAUCAAGAUCACCGUGGGGCCAGUUGAAUCCACCGGUCACGUGAUGUUGUCAGCUUCCGGUCCCUUUUUCAACGACUCAGAGAGGCCCCCAAAUUCUACAGUCGGUGAACCAUAUUAUGGUCUUUGGAAUUACGAAGCGGUGGAGGUGUUCUUUCUGAAUGACGAAAACCACUUGUUGAAUACGAUCCUCUCACCCUACAGGCUUGACUACUUCCAGCUGAUUGACUUCAAAGAAAUAGUCCCCGAUAACUGGAGCCAAGACUACACAUCCUCAGAGUGGAAUUGA